Messenger RNA from Dryobates pubescens (Downy woodpecker), 2568 nucleotides. RefSeq names its product cap methyltransferase 2 (gene CMTR2). Gene Ontology annotation, cellular component: nucleus; cytoplasm. Lineage: Eukaryota; Metazoa; Chordata; Aves; Piciformes; Picidae. The record is from RefSeq and is a predicted model, not a curated record. Gene Ontology annotation, biological process: 7-methylguanosine mRNA capping. The coding region runs from base 61 to 2355 and encodes 764 amino acids. Gene Ontology annotation, molecular function: methyltransferase cap1 activity. The transcript has 2 exons.
CCUGCCUCCCUCGGCGCGGCGCUUCCCAUCGCAUCCGCCGGGUCGUGAAGCCAUCCAAGGAUGAGCAGCUGUAAGAGGCAGCUGUGUGCUGAGCAGCCAGCAAGCCUGGAGGGGUUCAGCCCCGAGGUGCUCUCUGACGUUGAGAAGCUCUUUGCCAAGAAGUUUACUUACCCCAAGCCAGCUGAUGAAGACUGGCAGCUGCCAGACCCCAGCGAGGCUUUCACCUCCCCUCACAAGGAGUUCCACUCCCUGCUGGCUCUGAAGGACUCCUUGAACCAUGUGAAGAAUCAGCUGAGCGAUAAGAACCUGGAGGAGUGGCACCAGCACACCUCCUUCACCAACAAGGCGGGCAAGGUGGUCCCCCAGGUGAGGAAGUCCGCCAACGCCGAGCUCUGCACCCAGGCCUGGUGCAAGUUCCACGAGAUCCUGGGCAGCUUCCCCCUGCUCCCCGAAGAAGCCCUGGAGGAGGGAGAGCUGAACUCCGUCCACCUCUGCGAGGCGCCUGGAGCUUUUGUCGCCAGCCUGAACCACUACCUGAAGUCCCACCAGGUUCCCUGCGCCUGGAACUGGGUGGCCACCUCCCUCAACCCUUACCACGAGGCCAACGACAGCCUGACGAUGAUCGCGGACGACCGGCUGAUCGCCAACACGCUGCCGCGCUGGUACUUCGGCCCCGACGACACCGGCGACGUGAUGAGCCCGGAGCACCUGGCGGGCCUGCAGAGCCUGGUGGGGAGCGCGGCCGCGGUGCACCUGGUGACCGCCGACGGCAGCUUCGACUGCCAGGGCAACCCGGGCGAGCAGGAGGCGCUGGUCUGCCCCCUGCACUACUGCGAGGCGGUCACGGCCCUGCUGCUGCUGGGCGCGGGGGGCUCCUUCGUGCUGAAGGUGUUCACCCUCUUCCAGCACUGCUCGGCCAACCUGCUCUUCCUGCUCAACUGCGCCUUCCAGGAGGUCCACGUCUUCAAGCCGGCCACCAGCAAGGCCGGCAACUCGGAGGCCUACGCGGUGUGCCUGCGCUACCUGGGCCGGGAGAGCGUCCACCCGCUGCUGGCGCGCAUGCGGCGGCGCUUCGGGGCGCGGAUGCUGGGCUCGGCCCUCUUCCCCCAGCACCUGCUGCCCCCGUCCUUCCUGCGGGCCCACGAGGAGUGCUGCGCCUUCUUCCAGCGGCGCCAGGCGGAGGCCAUCGGGGAGAACCUGCGGCUGUUCGAGCGCAUGGGGCGGGCGGAGCAGGCGCGGCUGGGCGCCGCCCGGGACUGCGCCGCCCGGCUCUUCCUGCGGCGCUUCCGCCUGAAGCCCAUCGCCAGGAGCCAGUGGCUGGUCGGGCAGCCCCAGGCCGGCUGCAGCACCAGCGCCAGGUGGUGCGGGCAGAGGAGCAAAGCUUUCAGCACCUACAACGAGAGGAAGCUGCUGGAAGCCCUGAGCUGGAGUGAGAAGGUGGCCAAGGGCUGCUUCAGCCGCUGGGCCGAGGAGCACAGCCUGAGUAACGCCGGCAAGCUGUGCCUCUUGGAGGGGCCGCCUUCGAACCCGGAGUGCAGCUUGUGGCACGUCCUGGAAGGCAGGAGGCUGCCGGUGGUGAAGUGCUCUCCCUUUUGUGACGGGCAGGUCCUGGGGCUCCUCAACGAAGCCCUGAGCGACCUGGUGGGGGCCGGGCCGAGCAGCGCCGCAGCGCCGCAGCCUUGUCCCUCCUGUGAGGUCCUCCCCGGGCCGCUGCUGCUGGCAGAAGUGUCUGACCUCGCCAGGAGCCGGCAGGAAGUCCCAGGUGAAAGCUGCCCCGGGCACUUCAAGUGCCUGGUGGUGGACUUCCCGUCCCUCUCUGGCAGCGAAGGCCAGGCCGGCAUGGAGGUGGAGCUGCUGGACUCGGGCACGCUGCCGGCCUUCGGCUUCUCCUUGCUGUACGACGGAGACCCCAGGUACCAGCGGCAGCUCUUGGGCUGCGUCCUGCGCUGCCUGGGCCAGCUGGCGGCGGGAGACGCCCUGGUGCUGCCCAUCCUCUCCUGCCUGACGCGCUUCACGGCGGGGCUGCUCUUCGUCCUGCACUGCGCCUUCCGGACCCUGGCCUUCGCCGGCCCCACCUGCCCCCGGCCGCUGCGCCCCGGCGCCGCCCUGCUCUGCGUGGGCUACAGGGGCCUGCCGCAGCCGGCUGUGCGGUACCUGCAGCGCCUGCAGGAGCUGGUGGGCUCCCUCCUGGACGCUGACUCUCCCCGCCAGGUCCUGCAGUUCGUGCCCAUGGAGGUUCUCCUCCAGGGCAAGCUGCUGGAGUUCCUGUGGGACCUGAACACGGCUGUCGCCAAGAGGCAGCUGCACCUGGCUGUGCAAGCCCAGCGGCAGGGCACGGGCAGAGGGGCACUUUAGGGUCACUCUGGGCUGGAGCCGAGCUUGCUUGGUUCCCAGGCAGGCAGAAGGUGUUCAGAACAUGAUUGAUGUGAAGGUAACAUUGGUGCAAACCCUUGCUGUGAUGCCUGGGAGGGUGGACAGCUGCAUCAUCCUAGCUUCUUGUGUUGGCCUGAGGCUUGGAUCUUGGGCAUGGGGGGCUCGGGAGGGACAGUGGAGCAGGGGGGACUCUUU